Hypomesus transpacificus is the source of this 1956-nucleotide messenger RNA. Its product is annotated as calcium-activated chloride channel regulator 2-like. The transcript is spliced from 6 exons. The coding region runs from base 216 to 1232 and encodes 338 amino acids. The record is from RefSeq and is a predicted model, not a curated record. NCBI's taxonomy places the organism in Eukaryota, Metazoa, Chordata, Actinopteri, Osmeriformes, Osmeridae.
AAUGUGCUAGGACCGGUACUGCAUGCACUACUCAGACAGGUGCAAAUGCCUCAGCCCUCUGACUAAAGCUGGAGCUCAGGUGUGGGAGAGAGAACAAAGGAGUGGACCUACACAUCAAGCAGGGGGCAUCGUACGUGGUCCAAACUUAGUUCGGCGUCUUAAGAACCUUUAUUUUGGAAUUACGGAUACCACACAAACCACUGAGUACUUGAACCAUGACCUCCAAAGUGGUAGUUGUGCUCGUAAUGUUAUACCUGUCAGGAUUUACCUGUGGGAUCCGACUUGAUGGCUAUGGGUACACAGAUAUUCUAAUAGCUAUCAACCCCUCUGUGACUGAAGACCCUUUGCUCAUUGAACAAAUAAAGAAAAUGGUGUCUGACGCCUCCUCGUAUUUAUUUCAAGUUAUGAAAAACAAAUUGUACUUCAAGGAUGUGACAAUAUUAGUACCCCCAAAGUGGACAGGAAAGUAUUCCAGAGCAAAUACUGAAAUAUAUGAAAAGGCCAAUAUCAUAAUAGAUGAGCCAAACUUAUCAGAUGGGAAUCGUCCUUACGCUCUUCACUAUGUUCAAUGUGGAACUGAGGGUCGCUAUAUCCAUCUGACUCCAGAUUUCUUGAAAGAUGAUAAACUCAUUAAAUUAUAUGGACCCGGAGGUAGGGUCCUUGUACAUGAAUGGGCACAUCUAAGAUGGGGUAUUUAUGAUGAAUAUGAUGAGAAAAAACCCUUCAAUACAGACAAUGGCAAACUGGAGGCUACAAGAUGUACUAAGGAUAUUACAGGAGAGUGGCGAUCCAUCCCCAGUGGAGCCAUGUGCACACCGACCAAUAUCAACGGGAAGCAGUCCGACUGUUACUUCUUCCCACUUAAAAAAAAGUGGGUUUCUUUCAAAAACUCAAUUUAUAAAGCCUUUGGUAUUUCCUACUUUAGAUGGAUUGGUGGAGAAUGUCACAAUGUCAACUCUGUCAACUCUUUUAAUAAAAAAAUGUUGACAAAUUGUUUUGUGUCCAUCCACGUACAUUUGCCUGUGUGCUUUGAUUGGUGUAGUGAGUUUUUGAGGGUGUGUGUGCAUGUGCAAGAGUUUGGGAAGGAGCCUAAACAUCUUCAGUACAGUCUCAGUCAGAAGCCUGGGAGGAGUCAAAUUCCCAGCCUGAAUUAUUGUCUCAGUCCGUCCCUGGGCAGAAUCAGUCACAAUGUCAACUCUGUCAACUCUUUUAAUAAAAAAAAUGUAGACUAAUUGUUUUGUGUGUCCAUCCACAUACAUGUUUCUGUGCUGUGACAGGUGUGAUUAGUUUUUGAGGGAGUGUGUGUGCGUGUGCAAGAGUUUGUGGGAGCCCAAACAUCUUCAGUACAGUUUCAGAGGCCUGGGAUGGAGUCAAAUUCCCAGCCUGAGGUAUCGUCUCAGUCCGUCCCUGGGCAGAAUCAGUCUAUUUUCACAACCAGAUAUUUUAAUAAUUAACGAUGGCAUCCUCACUCAGCAGUCCUCAUCUUGUAUUUUCAGACUCUCGCAGGUCACAUUUAAAUGCAGUUAUGCAGUGUUACCACUAGGUGACAGACAUGCUCUUCUGUGUUGUCUUCUAUACGUCACUGCAACAGUAACAAUCCUACACUGGCUGUCCUAAUAGUCUCAAAAGACUGUUUGAUAACAGUCCUUAUAGUGCACAAGAGUAUGGUUACAUCAUGUUUGUAUGUCUUGAAAGGAUGACUUCCAACAUCUCACUAAGCUGACUGGUUGUGUGUGUGUGGACAGGCUGUUUUACAUGUCUUUUCUGGUCUCUCUUAUGCAGUCACCAGACACAUCUUCUGUAGCUCUUUGUCCUUCCACCUCAACAUCUGUGUCCAAAACCCGCUGGAAUGUUGACCAGUGGGUGACUGGAGAGAAACAUCUCCACAGACUCGUCACCACGCACCAGCAACAAAUUGAAAACAUAACAACAACAAACUCCAAAACAGGGCUGCCA